AUGAGGCGAAUGACCUUUACGGAUAUUUACGCGAUCCGUCGUAUUGAGAAGGAUAAAUUUACCGAGAUAUACUCCUUCGCUGACUACCUGAAGUUUCUUGUGUAUUAUCCUACACUUUGCAUGGUAAUAGACCUUGAUGGUGAACUUGCCGCGUUCAUAAUUGGCAUCACAGAUAUUGAUGGUAGUGAGAUAUAUGGUCACGUCUCAUCACUUGUCGUCCGUCCCCAAUUUAGGCGUCGGAAAUUUGCUACGCAGUUGAUGGUCGAGUUUGAACGUGUUUGUCGCGAGGAGCUGAAUUGUGCUUACAUUAACUUUUAUGUGAACCCUCAAAACUCUGCUGCUCUUGCGCUUUACGAGACGCUUGGAUACCGAGUACACUCUACUUUGCCGAAGUACUACAACGGUAUUAGCGACGCUUUGGAUAUGCGUAAGACGAUACGCUCGGAUACAUUGUGA
Molecule: messenger RNA, 456 nt
Organism: Babesia sp. Xinjiang
Lineage: Eukaryota; Apicomplexa; Aconoidasida; Piroplasmida; Babesiidae
Gene: nat5
Product: N-alpha-acetyltransferase 20
Exons: 2
Coding region: 1-456 (151 amino acids)
Biological process (GO): N-terminal peptidyl-methionine acetylation
Cellular component (GO): NatB complex
Molecular function (GO): protein-N-terminal amino-acid acetyltransferase activity
Source: RefSeq, a predicted model, not a curated record